AUAUGGUUAAUGUAUAGGCUAACAGUUACACAUUCUCUCUAUAGCCUACGCAUUUCCUUUCACACCCCCCUACGUUUGUUUUUUAUCAAUUUAGGCCUAUCGUUAUUAUCGUUACACCAUUUCGAAUAGCAUAUUAAAACAUGUUAUAACCAACAAGGACAUGUGUUAUUGCACUGUAGCAUACAUUAAAUGUGUGUAAACCAUUUAUCCAAUUAAGGGGACAUUUGCUGCAGUCUCAGGUAAACCGAGAAACAGGCAUUCCUCCUGAAUAUUACUUUUUUGACGUUUUUUCUGUCAACAUUUACAAAACAACAUUUUUCAGAUCUGUGAUUCUGACAGAAAUGUGAAGAGAUAAUGUUGUGUGGUCAAUCCACCCUAAGCCAAAUGUUGUCUUUUAGGACAGUCAAAAGUAAACAAUUAAAAUAUAUACAUGAAUGAAUGAGCUUAACAAAAGUGCGCUGGGCCCCUUUCUCCACUGAAAGGAACAACUGAUAUUCUGGCUGGCAUUCAAAAUUACACCUCACAUAUUGAUGGAGUGUACUGAUAGGGAACAAAGGAGUGCGUGCACAUCACAAGAGUGCAGGUGCUGCUGGACCAAAUACCGGCUUCACUACACCCGGCUGCCCAUGCUGAGAAAACCAGUGAGGUGAUGUCAACAACUUCCUUCAUCUGAAAAACCACAUCCCCUCACGAGUCAACUCACGGCUUUUCUUAGUAAGCUUUGCUGACAGAAGAACAAGAAAAAAAAGGGGAGAAAGAUGAAGAAGUAGAAGAAAAAGAAAAGUAGAAGACUGAGAAAAAUAUGAGUUGUAAUGACUUUGGUGUUGAAUAUAAUGAAUGAGAAGAAGAAGAACAUGAAGAUGAUGAUGGUGAAGAUGGGAUUUUGGUGAUGUAUAGUUGUGCUCUCAUUCUCUGUUAAUUAACAUAAUAACCUCCUUAUAGUAGCAUCACCGAGGGUCUGCACCAUUAAAGCGUGUGGUUACGCUGACAGUGGAGGGGUUGGUCACAGCAUGACCACAUGUUAUUUCUCAGAGUGAAGCAGCAGCUCUCAGCCUGAAACCUUUUAUAUAUAUAUAUAUAUAUAAUGCUGCAGAGAUGAUUCUGGAGGGCCGUUAGUUGAUUUGAGUCUGAUCUGAAAUGAAAAUGAGUAACCUGACUAGAAGUUUGCUAGUUGAUAGUGAGUCAGGCCAUUUGCGGGACAUCGAGGGGAGAGGGUCACAUGAGGGGAUGGCUGCUCAGUGAAAAUUCAGGUCAAGCCACAAAAGAAGAAGAAGAAAAAAGCAGUUCACAGCGCUUAUAAUUUUGGGUUGUCUUAGACAGAGACAGUGGCGGAGAAAGAGAGAGAGGGAGAGAGAGAGACCAAACAAAAGAUACGCCAGUCCUUAAGAACCCUGCUGACGACGCACUAUAGCCCGUUUUUUUGUUUAUCUCGCUUUAUCUGGGCGCCACUGGCAAAUACUGUCACCUCCCUUAACCCACAUGACAGCUAACAGCGAGUUAUCAGAUGAGUGAUCACCAUUUUGAAGUUGUUCUGCAUUUGAGUCAGAGGCUUAAGGAGAAACAAGACCCUCAGUUAGUGUAGAAGGUAACACAAAUGUAGUGGGGGAGGGGGGGGGGGGGUUAGUACCACUCUAGACUGUUUUGGAACGUUUAGGCUCAAUAAUCAGUUAAGAGUCAAAAUAUAGAGAGCCUGUGCUGCUCAUGGAAACAGUCUGGGGGAGGUGAAGUGGAGCUUGGAGGGCGCUUGCUUAGGUGCACUGUAGACAUGGUAGAGAUCAGUGGGGUCCCAGGGAGCUUUUGAGAGUUCAUAAAUGACUCAUCACUUGACAUUUCUGAUAAAGGAGUAAAAUGUGACUGCGAGAUAGCUCCAACUGUCAUACCUACUCAAUCUCACUCAGGGGUCUGGAUGAUCUGCUCUGUGAUCCUCUUCUUCGGCUGUACACAGGGUAAGGCCUGGGUUCCUCUCUCUUCCCUGGGACCUCAUUUCAGACUGUUUUGAUUAUCACACUGAUUGUGGGUGUCUGCUAUUUCUUUGGUAUAUUAAAACUGAGGAGACCCCUUACAUGGUGGUCACAUUUUGUUCAAGUGGUUUACAUUUAUAUGAAUUUAAUUUAAUUCACAGAGAGCACAGAUAGCCCGACAGACAACGUGACCCGACAGACAACGUUUGAAAUGUGUGUAGACAUUGGUGCCAAUGUCUAUACAAGUCAGUUUUUGUUCUGAUGAAUGGGCUGUGCUUAGCUAAUAGCUUAGCUGCUUCUGAUCAGGCUGGAUGAUUUCUGUUGGAUGUGUUGGAGAAACUACGUAAAAAAAACGAAUACCAAAAUGCAUUGUAAUUGGUGUCUUUCCUGCUUUUGGAUGUGGGAAGACAGUGUGUCUUAAGACGGAUGGUGAUUGCUGAUAGUGUACCUAUAAGGACUGAGCACUAAAUCUUCGUCCUGUGAAGCUGUGCCCGGCACCUGGUGUUGAAGAGGUAACUUUGGAGGGGUGAAGACCCAAAGGUCCGAAGAUGAGGGUCUUCUGGAUUAUUGUUCUCCUGUGGAACCUCAACCUCCCCUUCCUCCACUCACUCACUUGUGAUGAGCGCAAAGAGUAUCAAUGGCCUUCUGGAUCUCCCAACAAGUGCUGCAACAAAUGCAAACCAGGUGAGAUCAUGGCAGCUAGAUGCCACAAAGGGUCCAGAAAUACAGAAUGCAAGCCGUGCAGCAAAGGAAUGUAUAUCAGUGUGUACAAUGCCUUGUCGCGUUGCGAUGCAUGCCAGACUUGCGGACCUGGCCAGGAGGAGCUCAAAGCUUGCACUACAUCGACAAACACUGAGUGUCGCUGCAUGCCGGGUCACAGGUGCAUAGAUGCUGACUGCUCAUACUGUGUAGAAGAGAGACCAAAAGUAACAACUACAACUAUAACUACCCCCCCAACAACUACAACCGUGUCAACAACUACAGAUGUCAAACAACCAGAAUGGACAACUCUCGCCAAAGAGCCAGAUGGUGCAGCAGUGCUUCUUCCAGUGGUGUUGAUAGUCUGCGUGUGCAUUCUCCUCCUCAUCAUUGCCACUCAGCUCAGAAAGCUGGAGCCACUUGGUUGCUGCACAUUUGAUGAUUCGUCAUCAAAGGACACACAGAGUACAGAAGAAGAGACUUUGCGCUUGCCUGAAGUGUGUACAGACCUCCAGGAAGUAUGGAUAAAAGAUGGAUCCGAUCAUCUCAAUUGACAAGUGACAGAGGGAAUUUUGUGUUGAACAUAAACAUUGAAUUAUAUUCUAAUACACACACACACACACACACACACACACACACACACUGAGACAGACACACUUGCACGCACGCACGCACGCAUACACUCAUGCGCACAUGCAAAUGUAAAUGUAAAAUGUAAUGUAAAAUGAUAAGUUAGAGGUUAUCCUGUAUCUGUUUUCUUUCAAUUGUGACACUGUCUUCAGAAUGUCAAUUAAUUUCUGACAUUUGCACUAAGUUCUCUUCACGAUAGUACAAUUGCAUACCAAUUUGUGACCUUUUUUCCGGUGUAUAAUUCAACCAUUGCUUUGUGAAUUCCUUUCAAAUGAAUGGCCCUACAGAAACAAUGUUUUCAAUGUAAAAAAAAUAUUUUAGGUCACUCUGCCCAUAGACUAUCUUCAGAUGCUCAGAUGAUCAACAAACUAUCUGUUGACACUCUGUUAACUGCAAUCUAUGGUUAGGGGAUAGGGGUUGGAUUUGGUUAAGAUGAUGUUCAGUACUGUAAUUGUUCAACAAUAUUUUUACAUACGGAACUUGAAUGUCAAUAGAUGAUCUCUGAAGUCUCUGUGGGUUGACUAUCCAAGUCAAAGUGUUCAAUCAAUGUGUUACCUAAUUGUAUUAUAGCUACACUAUAUCAAGCCCUUGGUGAUCUAAGAAUGCCAGUGGUAAACAGAGGACAAAGAAUAUGUUACCUCACCAAGGAUAGGUUCGG
Messenger RNA from Alosa sapidissima (American shad), 3948 nucleotides. It is a transcript of the gene cd27, whose product is annotated as CD27 molecule. Lineage: Eukaryota; Metazoa; Chordata; Actinopteri; Clupeiformes; Clupeidae. The coding region runs from base 2510 to 3214 and encodes 234 amino acids. Gene Ontology annotation, cellular component: external side of plasma membrane; CD40 receptor complex. Gene Ontology annotation, molecular function: antigen binding; protein binding. Gene Ontology annotation, biological process: positive regulation of isotype switching to IgG isotypes; cellular response to tumor necrosis factor; B cell activation. The transcript is spliced from 7 exons. The record is from RefSeq and is a predicted model, not a curated record.